Molecule: messenger RNA, 921 nt
Organism: Ziziphus jujuba (common jujube)
Lineage: Eukaryota; Viridiplantae; Streptophyta; Magnoliopsida; Rosales; Rhamnaceae
Exons: 3
Coding region: 128-649 (173 amino acids)
Molecular function (GO): protein binding
Source: RefSeq, a predicted model, not a curated record
UGCAACUUCAUUUAUUGGGACAUCGUCAUUGCUCGCAAUAAUUAUGAGUCGUCAAGGUGUCGUCCCAGCUGGAUUAAUUGACAAUGAAAACUACCUGGAUUAGAGCGUCUGGGUGAAAACCUACUUGAUGGGUGAAGAUCUUUGGGACAUUGUGGAAUCCAUGGAUGAACCUCCAAAACCCGAAGAUGGUGAUGGAUUCAAGUAUUGGAGGUCCAAGAACGCCUCCGCCCUCCAUGUUAUCCAAAUUUCUUGCAACGCAGAUGCUUUCUCUGAGAUCAGAAAUAUAACUUCUGCCAAAGAAGCUUGGGAUAUGUUGGAAGGAAAAUUCAAGCCUCAACCAGAAUCCGAAGACGACGACGAAGUGAAUAUUCCAAACGAUCAAUACCAACAAUACGAACGGUUUCACAAAGCUCUGCAAGAUGGAGAUCGAAAUGCUACAAAGGAAUUCAUUACGCAGCACCCAAAUGCAAUAAGAACAAUAAUCACACUUACGGGGAGGACGGCCCUUCAUGUUGCGGCCAUGGCCGGACAUACAGAAAUUGUUGAGACACAGGUGGAGAAAAUGUCACCAGAAGACUUGGAAAUGAAAGACUCAGUUGGUAAUACAGCUCUUACAGCAGCUAUUUUUACAAUGCAAAUAUCGAAAUAGCCGAAUGCAUGGUUAAAAAGAACAAGAAAUUACAGAUGCCGCUGGUAAUGGCCUUUCGUGUUAAUCAUAUUUAAAUGGGUCGUACUCAGUUACACCGAUAGAAGAUUUAAUACCGUCGGACGGCAAUCGUGCACAUGCUGUUGGGCUCAUAAACGAAGCAAUAAUUGGAAAAUAUUAUGGUAAGAGUAUAAUACAUAUAUACACAUAUUACAUAUAUAGUCAGAUUCAGAUUGUCAUAUCUUAUAUUUAUUAAUAUGUGACAUAUACAGUGU